This is a messenger RNA of Oxyura jamaicensis (ruddy duck), 488 nucleotides long. Its product is annotated as corticoliberin-like. The record is from RefSeq and is a predicted model, not a curated record. Lineage: Eukaryota; Metazoa; Chordata; Aves; Anseriformes; Anatidae. Gene Ontology annotation, cellular component: extracellular region. Gene Ontology annotation, molecular function: corticotropin-releasing hormone activity. Gene Ontology annotation, biological process: negative regulation of epinephrine secretion; positive regulation of cortisol secretion; negative regulation of glucagon secretion.
CCGGGAGCGGCGGUGGCAGCGCGGCUGCCAUGCGGCUCAGGAUGAUUUCGGCUGCCUCCGUCCUCGUCCUGCUCUUCCUGCCCUCGGAGACCUGCUCGCCCCUGCAGUGGCCCCGCAGGCUGCCCGUAGCCCCCCAACCCAGCUGGGAGCUGUGGCCGGGAGCCCCACGACCCCCGGUGCCCGCCGGCAGCCCCCAGCCCCACGGACAGCCCCGGCUCUGCCAGCCCCGGGGGGCAGCGCCACCACGGCCCCCCCGCAUCCCCCGGGCGCUGCAGGCGGGCAAGAGGCGAGAGGGGAAACCCAACUCGUUGGACCUCACCUUCCACCUCCUGCGCGAGUUCCUGGAGAUGUCCCGCGAGGAGAGACUGGCCCAGAAGGCGCUGAGCAAUAAGCUGCUGCUGCAGAGUAUAGGGAAGUGACCGGGAGGGGGGGCUGAAGGGGACCCCACCCCAUAGCGAGCACCCAAGGGUGGCCGCGGUGGAGCAGAC